Zea mays is the source of this 4114-nucleotide messenger RNA. RefSeq names its product Phosphatidylinositol N-acetyglucosaminlytransferase subunit P-related. The record is from RefSeq and is a predicted model, not a curated record. Lineage: Eukaryota; Viridiplantae; Streptophyta; Magnoliopsida; Poales; Poaceae. Bases 1244 to 3826 code for a protein of 860 amino acids. The transcript has 7 exons.
CCAAGAGGUCGCUUUAAUCUGUAUUUCCAAUUCAGGCCACCUAACUGGCACAAGCAUUAAUUAACUGUAAAACUCAAGGCUCUAUAUGCCGAUUUGCCCGUAGCGCUGUCCGUUCUUGUUCUCAUCUCCCAUUUUUUGUUGGCAGCCACUACGUGCUGAGCUUGAUCUUGAUCGCGCACCUGUUGACGUAGAAAAAGAGGUGGUGGUGGCCAAAAUAGAGACAAAAGACAAAUCGGACUCCCCUCCCCGCAAUGUGAUCUACAAAAACCAAAAGUACGGGCUGGGUCACCCUCCAAAUCCUACCUUCUCCAUCCGCCAUUAGAGAGAGGAUAGAGAAUGCCGAGAAUGAGAGAGACAAGGUAGCGGCAGCGGUUGGCGCGCGCGGCCACAGUGGCAAAGCCUCCGUCGUCGGCGAGGACCGCUGCAUGCGCUGUUGCCGGGUUGGCAUGCUUCUGCUUCCGCGUCUUGAAGGAUUUCAAGGAAGGGAGGAUCGGAAAAGACAACUGCGAUUCGGUUGCAUUCAUACGGUUCUGUAAAAAAGGCAGUUUUUUUUUGGCUGUGACCUGUGAGUAUCCGCCGGUUUGCUGUUUAUUUAUUCAUUCUCAGUUUUGGAGGCCGAAAAUUCGAUCUUGGCGCUGGUCUCAGUGUUUCGAGGCCUCGAGGGGUUGCUGUGAAGAACCAGAGGAAGAUAAAAAGGUGGUUUUCUCGCCGGUUUUCCUUGGUUUUGGGGUACUGAAUUCUGAGAUUGUUCUGAGGCAGGGGUCUGUCUUGCUGGAGAAUGAAGAUGUGGAGGUUUGUGUGCUCUGCGCGUUUGUUUUGGUGAAGACAACUAGCUGGAGUAAAAGGAAGAAAAAAAAGUUCCGCUUCCUUUCUUUUGCGUGUUCUGAUCCUUCUGAGAUAUCCCUUCCUGCCGCUUCAGAGUUUCAUUUGUUUCCGACUCGGCAUCGGCAUCUCGUAUAAACCGAGGAGACACGGCAAUUUCAAGGGCCUUCGUUUGGGACCAACAGAAUAACCUGUUCCUGCCUGCAAUUUUUUGGUUCUGAAGACUCAAAGAUUGGAUUGAGUGAUCUUUGAAACCAAAUCUUCCUUCGGUGUUUUUUGGCAUUUUGGGCACUAUCUGUGAAGUGUAGCAGGACCGCCUCUGCUUUUAUGCUCGGUAGACUUCUGUGAUCAAGUAUUCAAGUACUGGUAAAAGAUUAUAAGCUUGUCUAAAGCAAGCCCUUAGAAGGAAAGUUAUCUGACCAUGUUCUCAGCUAUCAUGGCAAAGAAGAAUUACAAACAGCAUUCCAAAUCUGAGAAAAUUCAGGGGGGUUGUAUGUCUGGGCUGAUUCGCAUGCUUGAUUUCCGUCGCAGUCCAAAACUUCUUUCAGACGGGAGAGUCAAAAGAGAUAAAAAAGGUCUUGACGAUAUCCAUGGAAACAUAUCUGCUAAUAAUGGAAAGGACCACAGGGUUGAAUUGAUUUAUGUUGGUAGGUCAAGUAUUAGAACUUUGAUGGAAGAAGAGAUGGCCAGCAGCACACAGCCCUUGAAGCAAGCACAAAGCAAUGUCGCUGGGAUAUGCUCUGAAGAUAUUGAUCUAAACUUGGCUGGAAGUCUCAUGGAAAUCUACAGAUCUCAUACUGAAGGCCAAGAAACCAGGAGGUCGAUUGAGUCAGGUCGCAGUUCCAUUUCGACUGACGAAGAGAAGAAUACUGACCCUCCUGCUCAUCACUAUCAGAUCCCAUCUAGUAUCCAGAGAGCUCUAGAAGAUGUUGCUGAAGCAGUUAUAAGACAUCAAUCUGCAAACAAAAAAUACAUAAACAGCGGUGAUGAAACUAGGUCCAGAGAAUUCGUUGAUGCCCUACAGCUACUGAGCUCAAACAAGGAAUUGUUUGUGAUGCUUAUGCAAGAUCCAAGCUCUAGGUUGUUAGAAUGUCUCCAAAACCUUUACAUGUCACUAGGAAGUACCAGGUUAGACUCUGAAGAAUAUGACGAAGGAACUGAGUUGCAAGGUACGACAGAUAGUCUAGAGCAGUCAGCGACUUCUCCAAGUAAGGUGAAAAGAAGGCAUAAUUCUUUCUUGAAGGAGGAUGGGUUGGUCACGAGGAAGCCACCAAAGUUAAAUGAUGGUUCUCGUGGCCUUAGCAGAAUAGUAAUCUUGAAGCCCAGUCCUGCAAGAGGUCAUAGCAGUCUUAUCUCAGGUAGCGCAACUUCAUCACCACUAUCAAAUCAUAUUGAUUGGCAAGUUCAGGAAGGCAGUGAUAAACAUGAUUGCCAUUUCUCGCUUAGAGAGCUUAAAAGGAGGCUAAGAAUUGCCAUUAGCAAUAAUCAGAAGGAUCACCAGUUAAACUCCACGAGUAGUGAUAUUCAUGAAGCUGAGGCUGAUUCUGGCAAACUGCUUCCAGUCACAAGUAUGUCGGAGACGGAGAGUCUGGCAAGUACAGAUUCUUCUGACAGGGCUAAGGAACCAUCUAUUGUUGACGAGAAAAUAGUCCCGGAAGAUAGUGAAAGUGGGAUGAGAAAUGAUGUUGCUCAUGGUGUCGGAGUCAGCUCUUUCUCAUAUGAAAAAGCUAAGAUGUAUAUAAUUGAGAGACUAAAUGAUCAAGGCGAAGAAAGUUGUCAAAUUGUACAGAAAUCUGAAUCUUUUGAGAGAUUGAUUUCACUGCCCGAGAAUGGUACAUUUUCUCCAAUUGAUUUCCCUCAAGAGGAGAAAAUUAGCAUAGCGCAUGAAGCUACAAAACCAUUGAACUUGCAUACUGUUGAGCAAGAGGAUGGUUCAGCAAGCCCUUACUCAACAAUGCAGUACGAGGAGACAGAAUCAGCCGACACUAGCAACUUAGGUACAGAAACGUUGAUUGAGCCCACGAUAGAUCAUGGUAGUUAUUCACAAAAUGAGGGCGCUAUCUCACAGGAGUUGGUCCGUGAAGGGGUUAAGAUCAUGCUAGAUAUAAUGGAGAACUCAUCGCUCUGUGCUGAGACUGGAACUUCGCAGGAAGGAGUGGGAGUGAAAAAUCCAGAUGAAUGUUCAUUGGAGGAACCACAAUCCAUGAAUUUGUUGCCAGAACCGGCACUGUAUUCUCCAGAUGACUUCGUUAAUGAACAAGAGAACCAUAGUCCGUCAGAAAUUGUUGAAUUAGUCAAACCAUCUGUAUUGACAUUUCCUUACUCGCCGGAAAAUACUAAUGACAAAGAGGAGAAAUUGAGUCCACAAUCCGUUCUUGAUCCCAUUGCAGAAGUUACCAGUCCUAGACACAAAACUCCAAAGCAAGAUGAAUUCUCCAUGCCUACUUCCAGAGUGCUAUUCAAAGAGGUUGACGCCCCUUCAGCAUCCCCAACUUUGUGGAAUGGGCCACAGGUAGCCAUUUUGGAUGACAGAGCCACAAGGGUGUCCUUCAUCAAGGCCGUGCUAGAAGCUUCAGGAUUGCUGUCUGAGGAAAAUUCGCAAAUUUGGUACACAGAAGAGCCACUGCUUGAUGUAUCUGUAUUGGCUGAAGUAGGAAACUCGUACUGCCUGACAGACGAUGCAGUGCUCUUGUUUGACUACGUGGAAGAGGUUCUUCUCGAGAUAAGGGACAAGUUCUUUGGUAGCGACCCUUGGGUUAAUUCUCUGAAACACAAUGUACGGCCAGCUCCAGUAGGAAGACGGCUGGUUCGAGAGGUGGCUAAGGGAAUCGAUUCUCUUGUAGGUAAAGAAUUUCCACACACUUUAGAACAGGUAAUGAUGAAAGACUUGGACAGUGGGUCGUGGCUGGAUCUUGGAGGCGAUACUGGAAGUGUUGUAGUUGAGUUGUGGGAUGGUUUACUUGAUGACUUGCUGGAGGAACUGGUUUUUGAUUUGUGGCUUUGAUACUGUAGUGCUUUGUAGUAAUACAUGCAGAGGCAUAUUCGACUAGUACUGACAUGGGGUUAAUAGAUACAGAAACCUUUUGCGAAAGGAUAGGGAAAAGUGAGUUCGGCAGACUGCCAGAUGUUGUAGAGCUAGGCAUUUCAUCAAUAUAGUUGAUUUCCAUUUUCUUUUGAAUUUGAUUUCUUUAAGCUCCCUUUGUUCUCUGUAGAGGCAUGGAAACAUAAAAAAUAAGUGCUCCUGUAUAUAAAGUACCCCAGUAUUUAUGGUAAAUUUUCAUUGUGAACAUAA